AUGCGACGUCAUUUGUUUGAUAUGUUAUCUCGAGGUGUAUUAGAACUUUUCCCAUCAACUAACACCGCAAGAAGAGCUGGCCGGCCACCAGCAAAUUUGUUCCUUAAUAUACUAGCAAAGAAAGAAAAAUGUAAAAUUAAGGAUGCCGAAAAGAAAAAAAACAAAAGGUCUCAAAAGACACAGUCUCAAGAAACUGAAAGUCAAAACGUUAAUUACAAGAAAAACAUUGAAUACCCCACAUUUACAGAUAAUACGCAGAUAUUUGAAAGUCCAACGUCUUCAAGUAGUACGCAGAUAUUUGAAAGUCCAACGUUUACAGGUAUUACGCAGAUAAUUGAAAGUCCAACAUUUACAGAUGAAUCACAGAAAGACAAAAAUCCGACUAAUGAUAUCCAGACCAUUGACUGUUUAGCACUUACGUAUAGUACUCAAGAAAAACCAAGUCCUACAUUAAGAUAUGCCAACAACGAACAUACUGGGUCCGGCCAAGCCAAACGUAGAAGAAAAAAUACUGAUUACACACAGACUAAGCAAAUACGAAAUACUGAGAGCCACAGAGCCACUCGUCAGAUUCCCGUCAUUAUACAGGCAGAGCAACAACGCAACACGCAGGCUCAUCGCUUAGCUCGUGAAAACCCUAUCUUCCGGGAUACAGAACAGCAGCGGGACACGCAGGCUCGCCGUGAAGCUCGAGAAAACCCUAUCUUCCGGGAUACAGAACAGCAGCGAAAUACGCAUGCUCACCGCAUAGCUCGGGAAAACCCAGUCUUCCGUGAUAUAGAGCAACGGCGUGAUACCCAGGCUCACCAAAUAGCUCGCGAAGAUCCACAUUAUUCACAAAUUGAACGAGCUAGAGACACCAGAGCUCGACAAUCGGCGCGUUGUAAUUCUAUUAAUGAUUGGGAUAAUGUUAAACGAAAAUAUUUUAAUAACACCAAGGAAGGAUACAAUCAUCCUUGUUCAUGUUGUGGUAGACUAUGGCACAAAAAUUCUGUAAGGAAACUAAUAAAGCAUUCUAUUUCGACUAAAUAUAAUGCAGAAUUCGCGUUAAGUGUAUUUAAUUUAAAUCCUUGUGAUGAAUCUGCUGAGUUUUGCUGUACGUGUGCUAAAUAUAUAACUCAAGGGCGAAUGCCACGAUUAGCAAUAGCUAAUGGAUUGAAGUUUCCAGAUAUUCCGGAUGUUUUGAAUAAAUUAACUUCAAUGGAGGAGAGAUUAGUAAGUCCUCGUCACGUAUUUUUGAAAAUAGUUCGUAGAGGCCAGGGAUUAGGAUAUCAGCAUGGUUUAUCAGGAAAUGUUAUUAAUGUACCUGUAAAAAUUAAUAACAUGGUAAAAGCUUUGCCUCGGUCGAUAAAUGAUGACAAUGUCAUCACUGUAGAGUUGAAGCGUAAAUUCUGUUAUAAACAUGGUCGAAAAGAACAAGUCCGCCCGGAAAUCAUACGGAGAGCAGCGGAAUAUUUAGUAACGUGUGAUCUGUUUCGGACAUAUGGUAUAGAACUUGAAGGUUCAUGGACAAAUAAUGAAACUGAAGACACUGUCGAAUGUACCUGUAGUUCACCUGAGCAGGAGAGCAAUGUUGAUGAGAUCCCCGAUGUAAAUCCUGGUGGCACAGAAACUCUGUUAGAUGAAAACCAAGACCUAUCAAUAGUUAUGGCUCCAGGAGAAGGUGAAAGGCCAAUUUCCUUGCUUUUUGAUCGACAUCUGGAAGAGCUGGCUUUCAUAAAAGUACAUUGCGCUAUUGAGCGAAAAUACCUCGUGAACUUAAGUCAUUCUGAAGUCACACGUUCAGAAAUUUCCAGAAAUGACAGGCGAGCUGUAAGACCUGAUUACCUAUUUACUGCCCUGAAAAAGCAACAAACUAUUGCCAUCAAAUAUAAUGUUACGACCUGUUUACGCAAAAAAACGGUCAGAGGUGCCCCUGUAUUUGCAUGUAAUGUGCUUCAAAAUAAUUUUGUUGACAAUUUAGUUCAACAUGACGAUGGGUAUCGUGUUCUUGGAGGAAUUAGAAAUUCUCCUGCUCACUGGGAAAGUGAAAAGAAAAAGUUGUUGGCAAUGGUUAGACAGUUCGGUGUUCCCACUUUAUUUUUAACUAUAUCUGCUGCUGAAGUACAAUGGAUUCCAUUAUUAAUUUUGCUUAGUGAAGUAGUUGAUAAGAAAAAACUUACUGAGCUUGAAGCGGAAAACUUGCCAUACGAUACAAAAACUCGCCUUAUACAAUCCGAUCCGUUCAUUUGCGCCACAUAUUUUGAAAUCAAAUUAAAAGAAAUUCAAAAAACCUGGUCCUGUUCAUCUGGACCUUUCUUAAAUUAUAAAAUCACACACUUUUAUUAUCGCAUUGAAUUUCAGCAUAGAGGAUCGCCUCAUGCUCAUAUGAUGUUAUGGUUAGACGAAGCGCCCACUUUUGUACCCGGUGAUACAGCAUCUGCUCGUGAUAUUUCCAAAUUUGUUGACAAUAUUAUUUCCUGUAACAGCACUGAAGUACCUGAUGAACUUAGACGUCUACAACUACAUAAACAUACACAUACAUGCCGGCCAACAUCAGAUAGACUGUGUCGCUUUUGGAAUACCAUUUUUCCCCAUGGAUAA
This is a messenger RNA of Parnassius apollo (apollo), 2583 nucleotides long. Lineage: Eukaryota; Metazoa; Arthropoda; Insecta; Lepidoptera; Papilionidae. The record is from the annotation of a GenBank genome assembly.